UCCUCUUCUCGGAGUCUCAGGGCUGCUGACUCAGCCGGAGGGAAAACUCAAAGGGCGCUCCGCCGCCCGGCUUGCCCGCCUCCCCGGGGAUGUUGCCCGGGAGCCCGCUCUGUUCGCAGCUCUUGUCCGAAGCCGCCUGGCUCUGAAGGGGACGCGCGAAGCGGUCGCGGGAGACUUUUCCCGCCAGCGCCGGGGACAAAGCGGAGCGAAGUUGCCCUCGGGUUUUCUCCUCGUCCUCCGCCGGGAACCCCAGUCACCAUGACAGCCAUAGCAGCGCAGACCCAGUGGUUACUUGCACGUAGAAGACCGAAGAAAUCAUUCUUUGAGACCUUUAUCAGGAGCUUAAUUAUCCUCUGUGUUGCAAUUGCCAUUGUUCUGUUGUCCAUUGCGGUAUGUGAUGGCCAUUGGCUUUUUACAAAAGGAAAACUCUUUGGUCUUUGGCAUUUCUGUACCCUUGGAAGCAACAGCACCUUGAAAUGCACCACUGAUCUCUCUGUGACCAACAUCAGAGGGAUAAGCAUAGGAAUGACUUUUAUUAGAAGUAUGGUGUCCUUUGCCGUUGUUCUUGCCAUCUUUGGCCUGGAACUUCUCAUGAUCUCUCAAGUCUGCGAAGACAUCAACUCAAGGAGAAAAUGGUCCAUGGGCUCAGUCCUCAUUCUUGUCUCAUUUCUACUGUCAUCGGCUGGAAUGGUGAGCUUCUUAAUCCUUCUGAGAGACUACAUCACGAUCACAAGUUUUACGUUAACCUACUGGUGUGAAUUUAUUGCAACGUUCCUUUUCUUCCUUAAUGGAAUCAGUGGACUUCACCUUAACAACCUAACUUUUCCAUGGAACAGAGUGAGAAAAAAUUAAACACAAUGAACCAAAUAUCCUGAGAAUAUAUUGCGGCUCAUUAACAUUCAAGAAAGACAACAAGAGGGUUGUUUUUGAGGAGAAUUGUUUAGUUUGAUUUUUUGUUGGAGCAUAAGGUAAAGGAUUUCCAACAACUUGCUACUUUCUAGAUGAUGUCUCCAAAUUAAGUUGAUAAUGGAUGCUAAGUACUGGAAAUGGGAAAUUAUAACCUGUUGGGACUUUAAAUAAUGCAUCUAACCAUAGUAAUGGAAUAGCAAAAAGUAACUUGCUUACUUUAAAACUCAGUUCAUAAGCCUCAACAUCCUUAAUCCAGUUACAAUCAUUAUCUUUUAAGUGUCUCACUGAAAUGAAUAACACAACCAAUCACAUUACUUUUCUUUGAGUUGGGUGGGAACCAAAUUCCAUAAACCAAGUAGAAUAUGUCUUACUUAAUAUGUGCUGUGUGGAUGGGUUUUGUGCAUUUUCAUGAUUGUGUUCUUCAUAUCAAUAAAUUGUAUCACCAGAAAUAUUUGUACUAUGCAGGACAUAGGGCAGUACCAGCUAGAACUUCUAAUAAACACAAAUAAUUUGCUUUUUCACAUUGUCAUAUAUAAACCACGGUUAAAAUUUAGGCUUUUAUCAUAUAUUCUUUGGCAAAUAUGUGAUUUAUAAACCAGGCCAGUACUGUGUGCAUUUUCUACCAAAGUAAGAACCUUUAUUGAUGAGAAGCAAGCGAGCCAACCAAUAUCUUUUAAAAAGAGGCCUGUGCUAUUACAAUUUAAUGAAUGAUAGUAGAGAGUCUGCAUUUUCCUGAGAGCUAGAAAUAAUUUUUCAUAGAGACAACUAAACUCUGUGUAUUUCUAACCAGAGAGUUUGUAACACAAAAUGCCCAGUUCAAUUUACAUCCUGCUUUUCAAAAUUACAGAAAAAUAAGUUUUUAUCCUUCUAAAAAGUACAUUCUUAGCUAAGAAUAUAGGGUCACCCCAUUAUCAUAGAAAGCAUUUACUUGCACAUACAUAGUGGUAAAAGUGGAAGGAGGCUCCUAUACUCCUAUAGCUUAUAAUAUGAUUUCAAUCCUAAGACUUCCCUAUGGUAUGAAUAAAAUAAAUGGUAAAUCAGAUUUGGUAUAAGUUUAGAGCAUUAAUUCUCUCUUGUUCAGUAAUAACUUGGUGUCCUUUGUGUUUAUUUCACAAUAUUUUACUGCAACAAUAAGUUUCAUAAACUCGGGACAGUUGAUACCAUUUUUAAAAUUGUAAAUGUUUGACCUUGUGAACUUUCUACUUCUAAAUAUCCUACAUUAUUAAUCCAAAUUGUUCAACAACAACAAAAGUCAGUAGCCUAAGAAAUGCACAGAUAAGAUGUCAAAUUGCCUAUGGAAACACUGUACUGAACCAUCAUUUUUGAGAGAACAAGUGGUGAUAUUUCAAUAAAGCUGCAUGCUUAAUUGAAUUCUAGGUUGUCUAAUCCUUAUUUAUAUUUGUGUCUUUACAGCUAACUGUAAGACUAUUUAGGAAUGCCCUAAUUAUUCUACUAAGUUUUUUUAAAAAUCUUUGUAGAAGUUUCCAGGCCAUUUACUUGAAAAUAAAGAGCCGGUAUACUGGUAGUCUAGACAAGCUUUCGCAAAUCUGGUGGGGUCAUCUUAAAUGCCUAACCCCAACCAAUAUUGCAUAGACUGCUUUGGGCAAUGGGAGUUGUAGUGCAAUAUAUUAAAAAGGACCCCAAGUAGAAAAAGUGCUUAAUAAUUAACUAGGUAGGCUAUGAUAGAAUCAAUAGAUUCACAAUCCAUCAUAUACUUUUAUAUCUUUACCAUGACCAAAAAAAGAUACUUCCAUUCAUUGUCCUUAGGAAGAUCUUGGUGUGUCAUUCAAUUUGCAUUUUUAUUAUUACCUCUUAAGGUUUUGCACAGUUGAAGAACACAAUACAUUAUACAGUGAAAUAUCUCCAGAUCUUUCUCAGGGUGAGGGAUGACCUGCAAUUAGCAAAUCAUAUCUAUAAAUCAAAUUGUAUGAACUUGAAGAAAGAUAGAUUUCCUUGAUUGGAAUUUCGAAGUUUUCAUGUUGAGAAUGUUUUGUAAAAUCUGUAGUAUUUCCCCCCAGUUUAGGGUAUUAAUUCUCUAUUACUGCCUAUCUAGAAGUCCAUUACCUUACUGAUUUCCCAGCUAUCUGGUGAAGAAGUUUGAAAUCUUAUUGAAAAAAAAGAAUGUGCUAAAGAACUGAACCCAAAUCUCUGUGGACGUAUCAAAAUGGCUGGCCUUUACUACAACAAAUGUGGAAUUCUUCCAGAUUUCUUGCAUGAUAUACUGCCAGUGUCUGUCUUUGCUAUUGUAUUGUUUAAUUUUUUGCAUAGAUUAUCCCAACUUUUGCCUGGAAUUUCAGCUCAUGUUCAGAAGGUGGAACAUUCUCUUCUCAUGGGCUAAAUGAAUGAACAUCAUCUUUGCUUUUCAAAAAUGAUGGUUCUGAUUAAAUUAGGCCUUCAAAACUAUCUAGCUGCAGUACAUUAGAGAUCAGUUUUGAGCUAAUGCUCUAAAAGAGUUGUAAACAUUAAUUACUGUUGACUCUUUUUUUAUUCCAUUAAAGGCCAUUUGCCAGUAAACGCCAGAGAAUGUUUGUUUUGGAUGAUCUUUAUUGUUAACAAUUGUUUCACUAAGUAAGUUAUAACAUGUAAGCUUUUCUAAACUUUAAUAAUUAUUGUUUUACUAAGUAAGUUGUAACAUUGUGGGCUUUUCUAAACUCUUUUCUACAAACUAUAAAAGGAAAUUGGAAGAUGACUAGGAUCAGAAUGUCAAAUGUUCAAUAAAUUACUUUUUUGAAUGGAUAAUUCUAGUCACUUUUAAGUGUCACAGCUGGGAGACUUACAGCAAAUGCAUGUGAUUAUAUAUGCACACAUAUACCUGUACAUUCCAGUAUUUGCACUAAAUGAUGAAAUGAGAAAAGGAACUGGAAAAGAUUCUCACAGAAAUCAGAAUUUGAUCUUUUAAAAACUUUGCAAAAUAGGUUUAAACUGAUAAUGUAUUUGCUGCAAAAACCUACCAAAAUUGAAAAGGGGAGGUAACUUAAGAAUUUGAAAGAGAGAUUCAUUAGAUAAUGUGCAGAAAUGAGAUGCAAUAUGUUUGGUCAUUAGACAAUUAGGAUUAAAACACUCCCGAAUGUAUUUAUCCAAAGUGUGACCUGACUUCUCUAAACCUAGAAUGACUAGAU
Pseudonaja textilis is the source of this 4028-nucleotide messenger RNA. It is a transcript of the gene TMEM37, whose product is annotated as transmembrane protein 37. Gene Ontology annotation, cellular component: membrane. Gene Ontology annotation, molecular function: calcium channel activity; voltage-gated monoatomic ion channel activity. NCBI's taxonomy places the organism in Eukaryota, Metazoa, Chordata, Lepidosauria, Squamata, Elapidae. The record is from RefSeq and is a predicted model, not a curated record.